This is a messenger RNA of Cynara cardunculus var. scolymus (artichoke), 1312 nucleotides long. Its product is annotated as WAT1-related protein At1g43650-like. Bases 1 to 1071 code for a protein of 356 amino acids. The record is from RefSeq and is a predicted model, not a curated record. The transcript has 7 exons. Gene Ontology annotation, cellular component: plasma membrane. Gene Ontology annotation, molecular function: transmembrane transporter activity. Lineage: Eukaryota; Viridiplantae; Streptophyta; Magnoliopsida; Asterales; Asteraceae.
AUGAUGAGUUCAAUGAGAUUAUUUGUAAGGGCUUACGAGAGUUAUAAACCUUACAUAAUAAUGCUUGUAGUUCAAGUAAUAUAUGCAGGCAUGGCUUUGUUAUCCAAAGCAUCCAUUUCUUCCGGGAUGAAUCCUUCCGUUUUCGUUGUCUAUCGGCAAGCCUUUGCCACUCUCUUCUUAGCCCCAGUAGCAUACUUCUUUGAGAGGAAGAAUGUACCUCAGUUAUCCUACACCUUGACAUGCAAGAUUUUCUUCAGUUCUUUGAUUGGGAUUACAAUAUGUUUGAAUAUGUACUAUCACGCAUUCAAUCAUACAUCUGCAACGUUUGCUGCUGCCACCACUAACAUGAUUCCGUCUAUUACUUUUGUGAUAGCUCUUAUUCUAAGGAUGGAGAGAAUGUACAUAAAAGAAUUGCAUGGUUGGGCUAAAUUGAUUGGAGCUACAGCUUCAUUUUCUGGGGCUCUUGUGUUUGUUUUUGUUAAAGGACCAACUUUUGUUAAAGAAUUGCAAGGUGGUGAAGUUGCUUCAAAGACGAAUCAAUUUAGUUCAAAAUUGGAAUUUCUUAAAGGCCCUCUUUUAAUGCUUUGCUCAAACUUCCUUUGGUCAUGUUGGGGCAUCAUGCAGGCACUUAUUAUGAAGGAAUAUCCAGCAAAGCUGUCCCUAAUUACUCUUCAAUGUUUCUUUAGCUUGAUCCAAGCAAUAGUUGGGGCAGUAGCCAUGGAAAGGAACCUAUCUUCAUGGAAGCUUGGAUGGGAUAUUAAUCUCCUUUCUAUGGCCUACUGUGGAGUAAUUGUGACAGCAUCCACAUAUUCGUUGCGAAUAUGGGUAAUAGAGAAGAGAGGGCCUGUCUUCACUGCCAUGUUUACUCCAUUGGGGCUCAUCAUCACUGCCGUUGUAUCAUUAUUCUUGGGGAAGGAAACACUUUACUUUGGAAGUGUUUGUGGGGCGGUACUGCUAGCAGGAGGACUGUACUGUGUUAUAUGGGGAAAGAGUAGAGAAGUUGAAAGCAAAAUCAGUGGACAAAAGCCUGAAGAGGAAACCACGUUGGAAUCCAUUAAAGCACAAGAGUGAGCUCUUGUUAAAUGCAAUAACGCAUCAAGUGUGGGCCGGAUUGAUUGUGUCAUAAGCAUGGAUAAUGGAUAAUAUUGAUGAUCGAGAACAAGACAAAAUCGAAAGCUUUUGUUAAGGUUUAACUAUAGAAUAGAUGCUCCUGAAAUAAAGAAGUCACGUACGGCUGUAUCAAUGUAUGUAUAGUAGUUGCUAGCUUCUUCCCUGGAAACCACGGUAGGAUAUUAUAUCUGUUAGUAUAUGU